AUGAAUUUGUCAUGUUUGGAAAAGGUCCCCCCACGGAACAAGGGGCACCGUGACCUGCUGGAGGCGGCGGCGUUUCUCCUCUUGAAACAGCCCGUGUCGCAACGCGGAUCAAAGCCCCUUCCUCGCUACGGAUAUAAACCUUCACCACCAAAUGGUUGUGGAUCCCCUUUAUUUGGAGUUCAGUUUGACAUCGGUAUCCCCUUGAUGACAAAGUGCUGCAAUCACCACGACAGAUGCUACGAUACUUGUGGCAAUAAAAAAAAUGAUUGUGAUGAGCAGUUUCAGUCCUGCCUCUCCAAAAUUUGCAGAGAUGUGCAGAAAACACUUGGAAUCUCAGAGAGUGUCCAGGCUUGUGAAUCAACUGUUCAGCUGUUGUUUGAUGCAGUUAUACAUUUAGGAUGUAAACCAUACCUGGAUAGCCAGAGAGCUGCAUGUAUGUGUCGUUAUGAGGAUAAGACAGAUCUCUGAAAGAAGAUACUGAGAUCUCAUGGUGUAGAAUAAAGUCAAAGACUCAGCUGGAAUGAAGCAAGUGUUUGGUUACAAAGCUUUAUGCUUUUCAGACAGUAAUAUAUUAAACACUGACAUGAAUAUACUGGUUUGAAAGUCACUAUGAUACUCUUCCUAAUGUAAAAAAGAAACACGUCUUCCUUCUCUUCGCCUUUAUGCCAGAAGCUUGGAAACUGAAAUUAGUUUCCUUUGGUGUAUGUCCGCUCAGGGUAUGUUAUCGUAAAACACUAGUGCCAUUUUAAAGAUUUUAAGAAAACUCCAUAAUGGGGAAAUCAGAGGCGCAGAAGAGUUGUGUUGAAUUCUCAGAUGAUUUUUAAUAUAGGUCAAAUUUUAGGUUUACUAGCAGUCGAUGCAUCUGAUAGAUCCAACAGGAAAAAGCAUUUCAUGUGCGUUAAUAUGGCAUCUUAAAUAGCCUGUACUUCCAUGCUUUUGGUACAAUUGCCCUCAGUUCUCUCUGAUGUAUGCUGUCCUGUGGGUUUGUUUUUUAAAAAAAAAAAAAAAAACAAACAAAAACCCCCAAGCCCUUAGCAAGGGUAUACAUCUGUGCUACAUAUUUCUACUUGAUUCUAGAUCAACCUUACUUCUGCAGCACUUUUCAGAUCAAGUAUGUUGAUCCUUUUAAAGCUUGACCACUCAAAUGAACAGUUUGCAACCUAAGGAUAUAAUUUUGAUUUGACAAAAUGGUGGAAUGUAGUUGCUAUGUUACUUUAAAAAUGAAUCAAAUGUUUGUUUUUCAAAUAAAACAUUUUGUGUUGUGUAUUAUAUGCAUAGAAAGGAUAUAUUGUUCGAAGUUGUUGAUUUAUACUUGUCUUGUGGCACAACUUAGUUACCGUAUUCACCUUUGCUUUCAUUUAGUCCAUUCUGAUGAAAAGUAAAAGAAAGUUCCACAGAUAGGGUCAGUAUGCCCAACAAACCUUUUUAUUUAAAAUGCCCUCUGUGAGGCUGACAGAUAUUUGAGCCUGUAUUUCUGUCAUCUGUUCCCAUGACCUCUGUGAGGCUGAGAAACAUCUGAGCCUGUACUUCUGUCAUCUGUUCCCUUUCUGACUUCUCUAGCUGUGUCCUGGUUUCAGCUGGGAUAGAGUUAAUUUUCUACCUAGCACUGGUACAGUGCUGUGUUUUGGA
This is a messenger RNA of Aptenodytes forsteri (emperor penguin), 1629 nucleotides long. It is a transcript of the gene PLA2G12A, whose product is annotated as phospholipase A2 group XIIA. The coding region runs from base 1 to 468 and encodes 155 amino acids. Gene Ontology annotation, biological process: lipid catabolic process; phospholipid metabolic process; arachidonate secretion. Lineage: Eukaryota; Metazoa; Chordata; Aves; Sphenisciformes; Spheniscidae. Gene Ontology annotation, cellular component: extracellular region. Gene Ontology annotation, molecular function: A2-type glycerophospholipase activity; calcium ion binding. The transcript has 5 exons. The record is from RefSeq and is a predicted model, not a curated record.